UGUUCAUAAGUCUGUUAGUCGUGGCUGGCAUCCGCCAAAUUUUCUCCGCGCCUCCGCCCCUCCCCAGAGCAGCAAGGCGUUUGUUAGACAUGUUAGGAUGGACAGAAACGGCCAGGUGGAACAGAAAGCGAAAGGGCACGCAAAAAGAAAGUACGUCAAGAAGGAGCAACAAAAUGUUGCAAAAUUACGGAUCUAUUCACCGCAGGUCAAUUUCAUCUGUAUAUUAUCCUUAUUAUUGUUAAACAAUUCUGAAUGCGUGACACAAAUUCAUGUUUCAUUCAAAGUUUAAUGCAGUCGUAAAAUGAUUCAUGAGCUGCACGGCCUAUGUCAAGUCAACAAGAACCUGAGCAGGAUGACCUUCGAUGGGAAAGUGGUUUGAUUGGAAACAUUAACUGAACACAAAGAAGUAUAUGAAGUGUGAGGAUGAAACUUUAAUUUCUGCUUUAUGAAGACACCUCGUCGACUGUUUCACAAUGAUUUCUACUUUAAGGUUUACUUUCAUUAUUGCUGCUAUUUUCUUCCUGAAACUUGAACUGUGUUUCUGCCCUUCUGGACAAGCUGAAUAUGAGAAUAAUGGAGGAUGCUGUUACCUGUGUGAACCUGGAAACCACAUUUAUAUACAUCGCACUGAAUUUACCAGCACAAAAUGUGUGCCAUGUGUUGACUCAACUUACAUUGAAGACCUCAACAGUCUUUUAAUAUGCAAAACUUGUACAGUGUGUGAGGCAGGAUUAAAAGUGAAAUAUGCCUGUACACAAACUUCAGAUACAGUUUGUGAACCACUGGAGGGAUUUUAUUGUGUUCAUGAGAACAUGGGCAGCUGCAUAUACGCUGUAGAACACACAAAAUGCAAACCUGGACAAUACAUAAAGCAGAAAGGAACUGCGGUUAAAGAUGCUGAAUGUGCAGUCUGUCCAGAUGGUACCUACUCCAGUGGUUCCCUUCAAAUUUGUAAACAACAUACAAAAUGCCAGGAUAAAGGUCUUGAAGAAAUAACACCAGGAACAAGUUCUGCUGAUGUUAAAUGUGGAAAAAACCCUCCAGUAACUCAAAAGAUUGCACCCAUAGUUUUAGUGGUGGUCAUCGUUUUGGUUCUAGCUGAAGCACUGAUUUCACAGAGAAGACCUUUCUUCGGCUACCAGCUAAUGAGGUUUUAAUUCAGACAUGCAAUUUGGAAACACCAAGGAACCUGCGUACCCAAGCAUGGGCAAAUUCCAGGCACAUGUGUGAAGUGGGAAUCAAACUGCUUCAACUGAGGCCAACUGAACACACCAAACUCUGACACAACCUCUUAACCUCUCAAGACAAAGAAGUAAAGGCAACAAACCAACAGGGAAGCAAGACAGGCAGCAUCAGUUUUAAUAUACAUAUCUGCACUUAGAUUUCGAUGCAUGCUAUCAAAUUAUGCUACCUAUAACUGCUAUAAAAUUAUGCUAUCAAAUUGUUAUCAAAUCUAUGCAUGCUAUCAAAUUAUGCUACCUAUAAUUUUUUUGCUACUUAACACUUCACCACAAAGACUGACAAGCUUGGGAAUUGUUGCAUUCGUUUGAUUGAUUAUGUACUGGGAGCAAUAAAACACGUGUGUACGCUGUGUAAAGCAAAAAAAGUCUUUCUCUCUCCCUCUCUGUAUCAGCCUACACUUUGUAAUUGGGCUAGUGAUGGGUCGUUCAUGAACGAUUCCUUCUUUUUGAACAAAUCUUUAACGUGACUCAGUUCAUUGUAUCGUAGAGUAGUUAAUAAAUUCUUGUUUCUUUAUAAAGAACUGUUGUCUUGCUCAUGUAAUUUAAAGUUUAAACAUUUACCCAGAUCUUACGUUACCUUGCUCAUAAAUAUAAAAGACCAGAUUUUGUAUUAUCAUCAUUGGCCAUGGGAUAAACAGAAUUGGUAAGAUACACUAAAUCAUGCCGGUGGACAGAUAGAGGAUAAAGUUUAUGCUAUAAGUUGUAAAUCAGUUAAUUAAAUUAACCCGAAUCUUUUCAGAUUUGAUUUAUCUCUGACAAGAGCUAAAAUCCUACAAACUGUACAUUCAAUAAAUGAUCAAUACAUGUUUUUAUUUUAUUAUUAGAGAUACUUAUUGUGUAAAUCUGUGUAAUGUGCGGUGAAAUAUCUAUAUGAAGUAACAUAAAAAUUGU
Clarias gariepinus (North African catfish) is the source of this 2132-nucleotide messenger RNA. Its product is annotated as tumor necrosis factor receptor superfamily member 14-like. The record is from RefSeq and is a predicted model, not a curated record. The transcript has 8 exons. Gene Ontology annotation, cellular component: external side of plasma membrane. Bases 474 to 1157 code for a protein of 227 amino acids. Lineage: Eukaryota; Metazoa; Chordata; Actinopteri; Siluriformes; Clariidae. Gene Ontology annotation, biological process: positive regulation of T cell migration; defense response to Gram-positive bacterium; positive regulation of peptidyl-tyrosine phosphorylation. Gene Ontology annotation, molecular function: protein binding.